AUGUCAGAUGUAAAGAAAGGCAAACCAAAAAAGAGACCAUAUAGAGAUGAAAGCACACUGACAAAUGACCAGAAAGCCAUUUUGGAAGCUCUUAAGCAAACAGGAAACCCAGCACUUAUAGAAAGCUUUUGGAAAGAUAAUGGUGAAAAGAAGUUUUAUAAGAAGAGAAGCGGUCAGUUCUGGAAGUAUCUUUGCACAUUACCUAUAAAUCUUGAACGCUACCAAAUCUUCAAUGAACUGAACAAAAGAACUGCAACACUUAUGACAGAGGACAAUUGUUUCGUUUAUGCUUGCAUUCAGGCUGGAGUAAAUGAAGAAACUAUUGACCACAUGAGAGAAGUCAUUCGUGUUAGAGACUUUCCUCAAAGUAAAGUACAAGAAAUUUCCGAUUCAACAGGUAUAGCAUUUAAUGUUACCAUUGGUUAUUUCAAUGACUCAAGACAUAAUGAAAUAAAGAGAUAUAUACCAAAAGAAUGCGAAACUGUUAGAACUAUUGACUUACUUCUUGUUGAAGACCACUACAUGCUAAAUGAAAGAUUACCAAUGACAACAUACUUCAUUCGAAACUAUAUAGAAAUCUUGAAGGAGUGUGGUGGAAUGAACAUUGAGAAACAGAUGAAGAUUUAUACAAAGAGAGAAGAUAAAUAUGUAGUUCGUUAUGAUAGAACAACACCGCUAUGGGAUGUUAUGAAAACAUUGUGGGAGUGCAAAUAUUUCGAACCUAUUUCUUAUGGAGAACUUUUCACAUAUACUACUGACUUAUAUAAACAGAACCUUGCACCAUUUAAAGAUUUGACAUAUGCUCCAAAGUAUUGUGUACAACUGAAGAAGAAAGCAGAGUCAAAAGAAGUAAAUAAAGCUAAAUGUAAAUUCAUUCCUGAGCACGUUUUCUUUGCUGACUUUGAGUGUAGCACAGACGGCUUUCAUAAAGCUUUUAACAUCUGUUAUGACAGUGAAGAUGGUUCAGUGAGUGAAAGCAUUUGGGGUCAAAACUGUGCAACAGAAUUUUUGGAAAGACUUCCUGACAAGAGUUUAAUAUAUUUCCACAACCUCAGUUAUGACAUAAACUUCAUCUUAAGACACAUGACAGAAGUGAAAGGAACUCCCAUCAUUAAAGGUUCACGAACAAUGCAAAUAACUGGUUUAUAUAAAGGACGGGCAAUUAUUAUAAAAGACUCUUACAGUGUUAUAAAUAAGAAGCUUAAACUAUUUCCUGCUAUGUUUAACUUACAAACAGGACCGAAAGAAGUAUUUCCAUAUAACUACUACAGCAGUGUUUUGUUAGCAAAUGACAACAGAACUGGUGUCAUUUCUGAAGCAUGUAAGUUUAUCCAUGAUGCAGAUACAUUCAUGAAAAACAUAGAUUCCAUCAAAGGUUGCAGAAUAGAUGAAAACCACUUCGACUUAGAAAAAUAUAGCAC
Trichomonas vaginalis G3 is the source of this 1421-nucleotide messenger RNA. RefSeq names its product organellar and viral DNA polymerase type B. Gene Ontology annotation, molecular function: nucleic acid binding. The annotation marks the transcript as partial. The transcript has a single exon. Lineage: Eukaryota; Parabasalia; Trichomonadida; Trichomonadidae. The record is from RefSeq and is a predicted model, not a curated record.